AUGUCCACACUGGAUUCCAGUUCUGGCCAAUCAUCAGCAAAGUUUGCUAAGCCAGACAGAAGUGGUAGUACGUUUGCUAACCCGUUGUCAUUUGAAAAUUGGACAGGCUUACCUGGACCAUGGAAACUUAUGAAGUGGAAACUAUUUGACACAGAUGAGUCCAAAAUACCCGAUGAUGAAGCGAUCCUCGACCAGACUCUACCUGUCCAUAAGAUCACCAAAUUCGAAUCAGAGUCGAAUAAACGAAUGUUUGCUACGUGGCUUGGACAUGCUACAGUCCUCGUACAAAUGGAAGGAGUACGAUUCAUUACGGACCCAAUUUGGUCAAAAAGGGCAUCAUUUUGGCAAUGGAUUGGUCCAAAACGUUACAGACCACCACCUAUGGAGAUUGAAGAUUUGCCUAAGCUUCACUUCGGAGUCAUCUCGCACGAUCACUAUGACCACCUGGAUUCAGAAGCCGUCGCUAAGAUUAACAGCUUGAAUCCAUCUAUGCGGUGGUUCGUGCCACUUGGUAUGCUGGAUUGGAUGACUACAAUUGGGAUUGAAAACAGUGCAGAGCAUCCGAGAAAAGUUACUGAAAUGGAGUGGGGCGGUAGCGAUUCAUUUCGUGUAGACGAGACAGAUGUGACGGUAUGGUGCCUCCCCGCUCAACAUUGGGGACAGAGAGCGAUUUUCGAUAGAAAUCAGCGAUUGUGGUCAGGAUGGGCAGUGAUGACGCCAAAUCGUCGAUUCUACUACACUGGUGACACUGGAUUUUGCGAAAAGGAGUUUAAAAAGAUAGGCGACCAGCUUGGUCCCUUCGAUCUUGCCGCAAUCCCCAUCGGCGCAUAUAAGCCACGGUGGAUGAUGAAAGCGCAGCACAUUGAUCCUCAUGAAGCUGUAGCCGUACAUGAUCUCGUGAAAUCUAAAUUCUCCAUCGGCGUACAUUGGGGUACAUACCACAUGGGAUCGCAUGAGCAUUAUCUCGAACCCAAGAAGCUCUUGGAAGAAAUCAUGAAUAAAUCCAAUCGUUCCACUAGUUUCGUAACCCUCGAAAUGGGACGAAUUUGGGAAGAAGAAACCGAUAACAGCGGAACAAAAAGUGAUUUGUAA
Molecule: messenger RNA, 1092 nt
Organism: Haemonchus placei
Lineage: Eukaryota; Metazoa; Nematoda; Chromadorea; Rhabditida; Trichostrongylidae
Source: the annotation of a GenBank genome assembly